AUGAAGAGAUUUUAUCCUGUAGUUCCUUCCGAGCCUUCACAACCAAGUUCAACACCUCAAGAAUCAUCUAACUUGGAAGAAACAGUCGAUGAAUCAGAACAACUUCCACAAAGUGAAGGAGUUAAUUUAAAUCGUUUAGAGACUGAUCCAGGGAAAAGAUUAGCAAUUCGAAAAUAUCAUCCAAAUGACCGUGAUGCAUCAAGAAAGAAGUGUGAAGAUUUGAUGAAACAAAAACAAUCCAUUCAAAGUGCACUUGCUAAACAAUCUGAUCAACAAAAGUUAGAAUACCGAACUCGUUUAGAAGCUACAAUUGAUGUGAUAAGAUAUUUUUUGAAUCAAGGAUUAUCAUUUCGGGGACAUCGUGAAGGUGAAUCAUCUUUCAAUAGAGGUAACUAUAUUGAACUUCUUACAUGGUACGCAAAGCGAUGUAAAGAUAUUGAUGAUGCGUUUAAAAAAGCUCCAAAAAAUAAUCAAUUGACUUCUCCAUAUAUUCAAAAGGAUAUUAUCACUGCAUGUAAGAUAGAAACAAUUAAGAGUAUCAUUAAGGAUAUAAAUGAUGAUCACUUUUCAAUAUUAGUUUAUGAAUCUCGCGAUGUAUCAUGUAAGGAGCAAAUGGCUAUUGUUCUGCGUUAUGUUGAUAGGAGGGAAAGUGUGAUGGAGCGCUUUAUGGGCAUUGUUCAUGUUCGUGAUACUACAGCUUUGUCGCUAAGGAAUGAAAUUGUUAGUUUACUUACUAAACAUUCUUUAAGUCCAUCUUAUAUACGUGGACAAUGCUAUGAUGGAGCAAGCAAUAUGCAAGGUGAUUUAAAUGGUCUUAAGAUCUUAAUGCAAAAAGAAAGUAGAGGUGCUCAUUCUAUUCAUUGUUUUGCUCAUCAACUUCAAUUAACUCUUGUUGCGGUUUCUAGAAGAUGUGAUGAAGUGCAAGAACUCUUAUUGUUGGUUUCUGAUAUAUUUAAUAUGGUGGGAGCUUCUUUCAAGCGUAGAGAUGAACUUCGUGAAUCUCAAGCAGAAGAAAUAGAAGAGGCAUUACGUAAAGGUGAGCUUGAAACUGAUAAGGGCUUGAAUCAAGAAUUGGGUCUUGCUAGAGCUGGUGAUACACAAUGGGGUUCUCAUUACAAAUCCUUUAAUAAUUUUAUCCUUAUGUUUGGCUCUAUUAUUGAUGUGCUUGAUGCUAUUGCUGUUAAUGCACAUUUUAGAAGNUUUAACAGGAUAAGAUGUUACCCUUUAAGACAAAUUAAAGGGUCUCGUUCACCAUGUUUAAUGCUUUCAUUUUGUACUCAAUUGUUCUAUUAA
Nicotiana attenuata is the source of this 1293-nucleotide messenger RNA. Its product is annotated as zinc finger MYM-type protein 1-like. The coding region runs from base 1 to 1293 and encodes 430 amino acids. NCBI's taxonomy places the organism in Eukaryota, Viridiplantae, Streptophyta, Magnoliopsida, Solanales, Solanaceae. The transcript is spliced from 2 exons. The record is from RefSeq and is a predicted model, not a curated record.